This is a messenger RNA of Ustilaginoidea virens, 765 nucleotides long. RefSeq lists its product as uncharacterized. Gene Ontology annotation, biological process: folic acid-containing compound biosynthetic process; tetrahydrofolate interconversion. Gene Ontology annotation, molecular function: 5-formyltetrahydrofolate cyclo-ligase activity. NCBI's taxonomy places the organism in Eukaryota, Fungi, Ascomycota, Sordariomycetes, Hypocreales, Clavicipitaceae. The coding region runs from base 1 to 765 and encodes 254 amino acids. Gene Ontology annotation, cellular component: mitochondrion. The transcript has 2 exons. The record is from RefSeq and is a predicted model, not a curated record.
AUGGCCUCGCCAUCAGCUUCGGCUAAGCAGCGGCUACGAAAUCUAGUCAGGCAGCGACUGUCUUCCAUACCAGCCGAUUCCGUGGCUGCGCAAAGCCGCAAGAUAUUUGACACGUUGAAAAACUUCAAGCCUUAUCUGGAGGCUCGGAGAAUAAGCAUCUACCUGUCCAUGCCCUCGGGCGAGAUCCAGACAGAUGCAAUCGUACGCCAUGCGCUGACUUUGGGAAAGCAAGUCUUUGUUCCGUAUUUGCACAAUUCCCCGCCGGGUAUGCCAGACACUCCCCCCCGGGUGAUGGACAUGGUUCGUUUAAAGGAUGUUCGGGAUUAUGAAAGCCUGCAGCUGGACCGCUGGGGGAUCCCGAGCAUCGACCCUGCUUCAGUCCACGCGAGGCAACGCAUUCUGGGAGGGCCCGAUGAGCACCAACCUCCUCAAGCCUGCUUGGAUCUGAUAUUACUACCAGGAGUGGCGUUUGAUUUUGACGAAUCUGGUGCCGUCAGAAGACUUGGCCACGGCAAGGGAUUCUAUGACUUUUUCAUGAACAGGUACUUGGCCGAGUCAUCAAGUUCGCGCGGUGCCAAUGCCGCAAAGCCGGUCCUGUUGUAUGCACUGGCUUUGACGGAACAGCUCCUCUCUGGGGAACCGGGGGAACAGGUUCCCAUGGCCCAGCAUGACAGGAGGUUGCACGGGCUUGUUCUAGGCGAUGGCCAGGUAAAGGAGUCAUCGGGGACCAUGACACCGGAUUCAUUAUACAGAGCCGCUUCGUAA